CAUAAGGUUAUUCAGGCGUAGACGAAAUUAGGUUAGAUAAAAAGUGAAGUAUAGAUUUGAAGUAAAUCUCUCACUGUUAAUAGUGCAUUAAUUAAGCUACAAAAUAAAUCAAUGCGUGGAUCAAACGAUUAGGCUGUUCUAAAAAAGAAAUGGCUCAGGUCCCAAAUCAGAAGGCUGUUGAAGACGCAGACCAAUUGACGGCAGUAGAGGCAAUCACCGACGAGGAGAGAGCAGAGUUAGAGGAGACAUUUAAAUUGUUUGACCGUGACAAUGAUGGAUAUCUCACGGCACGAGAGCUUGGUGAAGCCAUGAGAGCCAUGGCCCAGCAUCCAACAGAGAGUGAGAUUCAAGAGCUAGUCAAGAAACCAGACGGCGAAGAGGGUCAAGUACAGACAGAUUUUGACGCAUAUCUAAACAUAAUGGCAAAACGUCUAACAGUUCCGGAACCAGACGAUCAACUUUUACAAGCGUUCAGGGUAUUUGAUAAAGAGGGUAAGUAAGCAGACGACAUUGAGA
This is a messenger RNA of Ruditapes philippinarum (Manila clam), 516 nucleotides long. RefSeq lists its product as uncharacterized. Gene Ontology annotation, molecular function: calcium ion binding. The transcript is spliced from 5 exons. The record is from RefSeq and is a predicted model, not a curated record. NCBI's taxonomy places the organism in Eukaryota, Metazoa, Mollusca, Bivalvia, Venerida, Veneridae. Bases 150 to 500 code for a protein of 116 amino acids. Gene Ontology annotation, cellular component: myosin II complex.